Molecule: messenger RNA, 4930 nt
Organism: Poecilia reticulata (guppy)
Lineage: Eukaryota; Metazoa; Chordata; Actinopteri; Cyprinodontiformes; Poeciliidae
Product: NACHT, LRR and PYD domains-containing protein 3-like
Molecular function (GO): protein binding
Source: RefSeq, a predicted model, not a curated record
GCAGAAGGAGAACCAAAAAUCUGGAUCAGGUUGUAGGUCGAGAUGUGCGAGGAUGAAAAGCUUGCUGGCAUCCUGAAUGAUAUAGUUGAUGAGGAAUUUGGUCACUUCAAAUGGCAUCUAAAGAAAGAGACCUGGAAUGGAAUGGUGCCCAUCAAAACCUCCAAGUUGGAGUGGGCGGAGAGGCGCGACGUCGUGGACCUAAUGGUGCAGAAAUACCAGUUUGCUGGAGCUGUAAUGGUUAUGGGAAUUAUUAUGGAAAAGAUCAACAGAAAUGACCUGGUGAAGAAGCUCAGUGAUCUGAGUCCUGAAGCUGCAGUUGAAGAUUUUGCUGGUCAGUGUCAACAUGACCAUAAAGAAUAUCUGAAGAAGACAUUCCAGUGUCUCCGUGAAGGCAUUGCAGAAGCUGGAAAGAAAACCUUUCUAAAUGAUAUCUACACAGAGCUCUACAUCUUGGAUGGAGGAACUGGACAGAUUAAUAACGAACAUGAGGUCAGACAGAUUGAAACAGCAACCAGCAAACCAGGAAAAACAAUACAACUAGACAACAUCUUUAAACCCAAACCUGAAAAAAACGAACCAAUCAGAACAGUGAUGACAAAGGGAGUGGCUGGCAUUGGGAAAACAGUCUUAACACAGAAGUUCAGUCUGGACUGGGCUGCAGACCAAACCAACCAGAACAUCCAGUUCAUAUUUCCAUUCACUUUCAGAGAGCUGAACACAUUGAAAGAGAAAAGGCUCAGCUUGGUGGAACUAAUUCAUAAAUUCUUUAUUAAAACCAAAGAAGUCUGUAGCUUUGAACAGUUCCAGGUUCUGUUAAUCUUUGAUGGCUUGGAUGAAAGUCGAAUUCCACUGGACUUCCACAACAAGGAGAUCCUGACUGAUGCUACAGAGUCCACCUCAGUUGAUGUUUUGCUGACAAACCUCAUUAGGGGAAAACUGCUUCCCUCUGCUCUCCUCUGGAUAACCACACGACCUGCAGCAGCCAAACAGAUCCCUCCUGAGUUUAUUGACAUGGUCAUAGAGGUCAGGGGGUUCACCGACUCACAGAAGGAGGAGUACUUCAGGAAGAAAUUCAGAGAUGAUGAGGAGAAGGCCAACAAGAUCAUAUCCCACAUCACAGCAUCCCGAAGCCUUCACAUCAUGUGCCACAUUCCAGUAUUCUGCUGGAUCACUGCUGAUGUUCUGGAGGAUGAGUUGAAGAACAAAGAGGGAGGAGAGCUGCCCAUGACCCUUACUGAGAUGUACAUCAAGUUCUUGGUAGUUCAGAUCAAAAUCAAGAAGAAAAAGUAUGACGGAGGAGCUGAGCAAGAUCCAGACGUCAGUAAGAUGGUUCAGUCUCUGGGAAAACUGGCUUUGGAGCAGCUGCUAAAUGGAAACCUCAUCUUCUAUAAAUCAGACCUCCAAGAUUGUGGCAUAGAGAUCAAAGACGCUUCUUUCUCAGGAGUGUUCACUGAGAUCUUUAAAGAGGAGACUGGGAUGGGCAAAACCUCGGUCUACUCCUUUGUUCAUCUGAGCAUCCAGGAGUUUCUGGCUUCAGUCUACAUGCUCCACUGCUUCACCACAAGGAACACAGAGGUAAUGAAGAUGUUCCUGGAAGAAGAUGACCACUCAUCUUUGUUUUACUUCUUGACUUUUUUCAUGACGUUGUCCAAGAAAACAGACCAUGGCUACUCACUGGAUGAGUUCCUGAAGAAAGUCAUGGAGAAAUCUCUCAGUAGUGAAAAUGGCCACCUGGACUUGUUUGUCCGCUUCCUUCAUGGCCUCUCUGUGGAGCCCAACCAAAAACUCCUAGGAGGCCUGAUGGGUCAGACAGAGAACAGCCCAGAAACGAUCCAGAGAAUCACCGACAAUCUGAAGAAGAUGAACACUGAUGAUAUCUCUCCCGAUAGAAGCAUCAACAUCUUUUACUGUUUGAUGGAGAUGAAUGACCUCUCAUUUUGUAAGGAGAUUCAACAGCUCCUGGAAUCAGGGAAGAAACUCUCAGAGGUCCAAUGCUCAGCUCUUGCCUACAUGCUGCAGAUGUCCGAGGAGGUUCUGGAUGAGUUGGACCCGGAGAAGUACAACACAACAGCAGGUGGACGCCAGAGACUGGUUCCAGCUGUGACAAACUGCAGGAAGGCUGUACUUGGUGGCUGUUGGCUCUCAGAGACUGAAUGUGAAGUUGUGGCCUCAGCUCUGCAGUCCAAACCCUUCCACCUGACUGAACUGGAAAUAAGUCAGUUCUGCAAACUGAAAGACUCUGGAAUGAAGCAUCUGUGUGAAAUCCUGGAGAGUUCAGCCAGCAUAGUGAAGAGUUUGAGGUUGGAGAGCUGCAGUUUGUCAGAGACCAGCUGGUCUUCUCUGUUCUCAGCUCUGAAGUCCAACCCGACCCAUCUGACAGAACUGGACCUGAGUGGCAACAAAGACCUGAGAGAUUCUGGAGUGAAGAAGCUCUGUGGUUUCCUACGUACUCGUGUCUGCAAAAUACAAAAACUGAGACUGCAGGACUGCGGGUUGACAGAGAUCAGCUGUGCUUCUCUGGUCUCAGCUCUGAGGUCCAACCCCUCCCACCUGACAGAACUGAACCUGAGCCUCAACUACGGCCUGAAAGAUGCUGGAGUGAAGGAGCUUUGUGGUUUUCUACAGACUCCUUUCUGCAAAAUAAAGAUAUUGAGACUGAGCAGCUGCAGUUUGUCAGAGAUCAGCUGUGCUUCCCUGGCCUCGGCUCUGAAGUCCAACCCCUCCCAUCURACAGAACUGAACCUGAACUACAACAAACACCUCAAAGAUGCUGGAGUCAAAGAGCUCUGUGGUUUCCUACAGAGCCCUGACUGCAAAAUACAAAAACUCAGUUUGGUGAACUGCAAGCUGUCAGAGGUCAGCUGUGCCUCUCUGGCCUCGGCUCUGAAGUYCAACCCCUCCCAUCUGAAACGACUGGACUUGCUUUCGAACAAACUGAAGAGGUCAGAUGUUCAGCAGCUGAAGGAUCUCGUAAAGACUGUAAGGGCGUAGUGAUCUCGGAGAAAAGAGAGAAGCAUCGCUGUGUCCUGAUGACCCUCCUGAUGACCUGCUUGAAGAGGCAGUUUAAGAGAGAUUCACUGUGAUGAACUUUGAGAUGAAAGAUUUUUUUUAUCCUGUUUAUUUUCUCGUAUCUGUUUUUUAAAGUUUCCAAAACGUUCUGAUUAAGGAGACGURAGUCGGCUGAUUCCAUCUCAUCAGAGCAGAUGGUACAGAUCCAGGCUGGAAAAAGGAUAUGUUAUUCAUUCAGAUCUUAGUUUUAUAUAUAUAUAUAUAUACUUAGUUAUAAACCUUAGUUAUCAAACAAGAUAAACAUAUUGUGUUAGUUCCAUAGUUAUUGCUUGCUUUAUUGCUGAUACAUAGCAUAUGGGUGUCCUAAAUAACUUCUACAUUGAUUCACCUUAUUAUAAUGCACUUUGUUCUGAACAAUAUGCACUUGGGGAAACGUUCUGUUGGUGUGUGCUUGUUGUUGUAUUGGGGACAGAUAUCUGCUGCAGUCUCACCCAGCUGGUCGUAUUUAUCUAAACCACUGAGUCACAGCUGAUUUUCCACAUAUUCCUUUUCGUCCUACCCUUCGUUGGGCAUUUUUUCUGCCUUGACACUGUCAUCUAGUGUCUGAUAUUUAGUGAUGUGUUUUCUGUGCCGAAGCUUYGGAGCGCUUGUCGAGUAACCCAGGAGGAUUUUUAUGAAGCUCAUAUCGAGGCUUGUGUUGCAGGAGCUGGCGGUGAAACUUGAAGCGUCGUAUUCGGGGCGUACCGCACGACCGACUCAAGAACUGGCUCGCCAGUUUGUGAAUCCAAAAAAAAAAAAAAAAAACAUGGCAAAACGCUCCUGUUUCACCCGUCACAUUUUCUUAUUUUAGGAUUUUGUUGCGUGCGCAUUUGCAAUUAAUUUGCGCACCUUUUUGAUUCCUCGAAUGACUCGAGUACCUCAAUUAUGAAAAUUCCUCGAGGAAAAUGUACCUGCCUCGAAGCUUUGUUAAACUGUGUUCUAUUAUUUAGCCCUCUGUGUUCUGGCCGGGUCAUUAUUUGACCUGGCGCUCUCACGUCUCCCUAUGAGUUGUUGCUAAGUGCUAGCAGCAUAACGUCAGAUUUUCUGGGUUCUUAUCGUUUUCUGUGGGACCAGUAAGCAUUUUUAAAUUAACUGGCAUGACGGCCUUUCUCCUCCCGUAACUCCAUGUUUUGAGAGAGAGAGGUAUUUUUCCACAGGAUUCUAUUAAUAACAAUAAUCGCUGGAGUACUCAAUUACUAAAAUAUUCCAGUCCUCAGACCCUCUCCUAAGGUUCACACAUAGUAAUAAUAAAUCAUUACUUGUCAAAAUUAACAAAAACAACAAUGAGGAUCCUGUAUUCUAAUUUCCUUCUUAUUUCUGAUGAUUUCAAAUGUGAAGGAUCAAAUGAGCUGUAAUGUGUCUUUGACUACUGACAAAGCGCUUCAUCUGUGCCCUGUGAGCCUGAGCACAGCAAAGGUUUUUAUUUUUAAGUUAUAAACAAAUAAGAUCCCAAACAGGCUUGGGAGUUACAAUCCUCUCUCCUCCAUUGUUUGAUAUGAACAGAUUAAGUCUAWAAUCAGAAUUUAUGUAUUAGUAUCACAAACAUUUUGUGUUUGUUUAUUCAGUUUAAGGCGUUGUUUGUUGUUUUCACUGUGCCUGUGUUACAUGCGUCGUUCACUCGAUGUUGCAGUGGAAGCGAAUGAAACGCCGCSGUGCGUCGGCUCACGAGUCGAMGGAAAACCUCAGCGCUUCAUGAAGCUUCAUCUCGCCAUCACUGCUGAUAUUGUGUCUCUUUGGAUCGAUGAAGAUUAAAUUCAAAACCAGCUCCACUUUGUGGCUUCAUGACUUUUGAUCUGAACUUGAUUCAACUGGAAAGUUUCUGUCUGAUUUAUUUUCAGCUUGCAACUAUAAAACAUGUGAAAUAAAACUUGAUUCAACAGUU